Molecule: messenger RNA, 676 nt
Organism: Peromyscus maniculatus bairdii (prairie deer mouse)
Lineage: Eukaryota; Metazoa; Chordata; Mammalia; Rodentia; Cricetidae
Source: RefSeq, a predicted model, not a curated record
UGGUGGCACACAUCUUUAAUCCCAGCACUUGGGAUCUCAAGCCUUUUAUCCCAGCACUUGAAAGGAAGAAACAGGAAGUGAUAUGGCUGGGAUGAAAGAGGAAGUGACAAGGCAAGGUGGAGACAGGACUCAGCCCCUUUCAGACUGAGGACUUGGUAAAGUAAGAAGUGGCUGUGCCUUGCUCCUUUGUCUCUCUGAUCUUUUAGCAUUUACCUCUAUAUCUGACUUCAGGUUUUUAUUAUUAAGACCAAUUAGAAUUCGUGCUACAUGUGACAUCCAAACGUUUGGCAAGAAUUUCCACAUAAAACCUGAGAAGCUUAAAAAAAGGAUUCUAAACACACAAAAACGGAGUCAAAUGAAGAUUCUUGGUAACCAUCUUUUCUCAGGUACCAAGAGGAAACGAGAUGGAAAGGGCCAAGAACAAGGGACAGUGGCACAUGACCUGAAACUGGAUGACGUGCUCGAUCGUACCUUAGAGGAUGGUGCUAAGCAGUACAAUCUGACAGCAAUCAAUGUACGGAAUAUCCUGCAUGAAGUCAUCACAAAUGAACAUGUUGUAGCCAUGAUGAAAGCUGCCAUCAGUGAGACAGAAGACAUGCCAUUGUUUGUGAGUAGCCCCCCCCGUCACUCUUUCCAUGUCGUGGGAACUUUCCAACGCCGAAUGUACAUUGUGUGA